Tilletiaria anomala UBC 951 is the source of this 1237-nucleotide messenger RNA. RefSeq lists its product as uncharacterized. NCBI's taxonomy places the organism in Eukaryota, Fungi, Basidiomycota, Exobasidiomycetes, Georgefischeriales, Tilletiariaceae. The record is from RefSeq and is a predicted model, not a curated record. Gene Ontology annotation, molecular function: structural constituent of ribosome. Bases 63 to 1148 code for a protein of 361 amino acids. Gene Ontology annotation, cellular component: mitochondrial large ribosomal subunit. The transcript is spliced from 2 exons.
CAGUUCCAGACGCAAGGCGUAGCGGUUCGUUCGUUGGAGGACAUUACUAGAGGACAACCAGCAUGACAGUCCGACAGACCAGCAGUGCGUUGUGCAGCUGCAUGCUACGAGCUGGAAAUAGCAGUUCUGGCGGCCGGACUGCCCGUGCGCGCUCUCAAGCUCAGCGGGCUCUGUUGCACUCCAGCCGAGUUGACCGGCUCGAGCAGGUCUCCUCUGGGUCUUCAGAAUCUGCUCCUAUAUCGCCUUCGAAACACAGCACAGCCUCCGAACAGCAUUCUACUGAAGCAACUCCAGGAUCACAGGCGGUAGAGCCGAGAAUUUUUGCGUCUCUUUUGCUUUCUCGGCCGCCGUUCCUCACACGAACCCCAACCUCCUUUGAGUCGGCAAUCUUCGACUACAACGCCAAGCUGCAUCGCUUACUCGCUCAGCCUUUCCCAAAGGAUUUCUAUUUCAAGAAAGGGAGUGCUGCUGAGGGUAAAUUCGACGAGCUUGAAGCAGAACGACAGAGGACGAGCUCCUUUCCUUCUUCGCAUUCUUCCGAAACUGCCAAAGACACAGCGGGCAAAGGCAAAGAGAAGCGUCAGGAAGCUGCGGCUUCAUCUGUCGCACGUACAGAUGCUGCAGAUGAGGUCGUAUAUGGAGCAUCAGCGGAAAAUGCGCCGGAUAAGGAGCUUUAUGCUGUCCUCCCUCGUCGGACCGCAGCAGACGAGGCGAAUGACGUGAAGAGUCUGGAAAGGCAGGGCGAGCGAACCCUUUACCUGGUGGUCAAGGCUGCCGGACAGAAAGGAUGGCGCUUCCCCGCUGAUGAGGUGGACCGAUCGGCGUCGCCAGCAGAAGCAGACUCCGAGCAAGGCGGGGCGGAUCCUAAAGACAGCUUACAUCACGCGGCACCGAGAGCUGUGCGCAAGUUGCUUGGCAAUGAAAUGGACAUCUGGAUGGUCACCAACGCGCCGGUCGGAUUACUCAAGAAUGGAGACCGAGAAAAGACAUACUUUUUACCUGCGCACAUACUGGCGGGCAAUGCUGAGCAGGACAAGAAUGUCGAUUUUGGGUGGCUCACAAAGGAAGAAAUCGAAGAGGGAUUGGUUGAGGGCUCAGAGGAGGACAAGAGCUACUGGAAGACGGUUGGCAAGCUUCUCACGCGAUAAUCGCAAUACAUGCUGUGCGUAGCGACUAUGUUUGCUCUUUUGAAAUACGAUACGCAGACUUUCCGCGCUGUGAUACAGACGGCAUUGCU